Naumovozyma dairenensis CBS 421 is the source of this 426-nucleotide messenger RNA. RefSeq lists its product as uncharacterized. The record is from RefSeq and is a predicted model, not a curated record. NCBI's taxonomy places the organism in Eukaryota, Fungi, Ascomycota, Saccharomycetes, Saccharomycetales, Saccharomycetaceae. Bases 1 to 426 code for a protein of 141 amino acids. The transcript has a single exon.
AUGUCAAUUAAUACCGUUCCCAAAAAUAUUAACAAUAAGGGAAACUUAAUUAUUGAUAAUGGGGACAGUGGUGAUAAAUCUACCAAGGUGACAACUUGCUCGUUAAUUAACGGCGGUAUUUUAAAGGAUACUUCUGGAUCUCUUUCCGUUAAUAAAACUUUUAUCAAUAGUGGUUAUAUUUGGUUAGGCUAUGUUAGUAGGUUUGACAGUUUGUUGACAUUUGAAGCUUCAAAGACUGGUAUCCAAAACAGUGAUACUAUUGAUGUUAGUGGUACUAAUGUUACCGUCAAUGUUCCAAACACAGGUGGUGGUUGUAUUUGUGGGGACAGCAUAAGUACUGAUUUGAGUAUUGACACUGAUUAUUCGCUUUAUCAAACGUUUUGGAUGGAGAGUUCAGGUAGCUGCCUCAUCUACCACGAAUACUAG